AUGGAACCCAGAAAUGAAACAGACAUUUUAGAAUUUCUUCUCAUGGAAGUGACAGAGAAUCCAGAACUGCAGUCCCUCGUCUUCAGCCUGUUCCUAUCCAUGUACCUGGUCACUGUCCUGGGAAACUUGCUCAUCAUCCUGGCUGUCAGCUCGGACUCCCACCUCCACACCCCCAUGUACUUCUUCCUCUCCAACCUGUCCUUUACUGACAUCUGUUUAAGUACAACCACAAUCCCAAAGAUGAUGGUGAACAUCCAAGCACAGAAUCAGAGCAUCACUUACACAGGCUGCCUCACCCAGAUCUGCUUUAUCCUGGUUUUUGCAAGUUUAGAAAGUAGUCUUCUUGCAGUAAUGGCCUAUGACCGCUAUGUGGCCAUUUGUCAUCCACUGAGGUACACAGUCAUCAUGAACUCCCGCCUCUGUGGCCUCUUGAUUCUACUCCCCCUCUUCAUUAUCAUUGUGGAUGCCCUGAUGCACAGUCUGAUGGUAUUGCAGCUGACCUUCUGCACAAACCUUGAAAUCCCUCUCUUCUUCUGUGAGGUUGUUCAGGUCAUCAAGCUUGCAUGUUUUGACACCCUCAUCAAUAACAUCCUGAUAUAUUUUGCAACUAGCAUAUUUGGUGGUAUUCCUCUGUGUGGAAUCAUUUUCUCUUAUACUCAGAUAGUAUCCUCUGUUUUGAGAAUGCCAUCAGCAGGUGGGAAGUAUAAAGCUUUUUCCACCUGUGGGUCUCACCUGUCAGUUGUGUCUUUG
Molecule: messenger RNA, 750 nt
Organism: Leptonychotes weddellii (Weddell seal)
Lineage: Eukaryota; Metazoa; Chordata; Mammalia; Carnivora; Phocidae
Source: RefSeq, a predicted model, not a curated record